Onychostoma macrolepis is the source of this 1418-nucleotide messenger RNA. Its product is annotated as N-acylneuraminate cytidylyltransferase B-like. Gene Ontology annotation, molecular function: N-acylneuraminate cytidylyltransferase activity. Lineage: Eukaryota; Metazoa; Chordata; Actinopteri; Cypriniformes; Cyprinidae. The coding region runs from base 73 to 1347 and encodes 424 amino acids. The record is from RefSeq and is a predicted model, not a curated record. The transcript is spliced from 8 exons.
AAUAAAUUAAAUUAUUCUCAUAAAGGCGUGUUCAUUAAAGUGUUCUAUUCCCUCACUGUCAUUUCUGCGGCGAUGGAGAGCAACAGGUGCGCAGAGGUGGGCUCGGGUGACGGUUACCCGUCCGCCGGACAGCCUCACCGGGCGGCUCUGAUUCUGGCCCGCGGUGGCAGUAAAGGAAUCCCUCUGAAGAACAUCAAGAAUCUGGCCGGUGUUCCUCUGAUCGCGUGGGUCCUGAGAGCUGCCUUGGAUUCAGAGGUCGUUGACAGCGUGUGGGUUUCUACUGAUCACGAUGAAAUCGAGCGCGUCGCAAAAGUCUGGGGCGCAAAAGUUCAUCGGCGCAGUCCUGAAGUUUCCAAAGAUUCGUCCAGCUCUCUGGAGACCAUCCAGGAGUUCAUUCGACUGAGACCCGAGGUGGACAUCGUCUGUCAUAUUCAGGCCACGUCUCCAUGCCUCCACCCUCAUCACCUCAGAGAAGCCCUGCAGAUGAUCACCGAACAGGGUUAUGAAUAUGUGUUUUCCGUGGUUCGCAGGCACCAGUUUCGCUGGGAGGAGGUGGACAAGAAAGAGAGUAAGAAUCCAACACCUCUGAACAUUGACGUGGCACACAGACCGCGACGACAAGAUUGGCCCGGGGAGCUCUACGAAAAUGGCUCUUUCUAUUUUAGUACGAGAAAGGCGUGGGAAAACGGCCUUAAACAGUUGGGCAAGGUCGCCUACUAUGAAAUGCUGCCUGAGUACAGUGUUGAUAUCGACGUGGAUAUUGACUGGCCUGUCGCUGAGCAGAGGGUUCUGAGGUUUGGCUACUUUGGCCGAGAGGAGAACACGGCUGUCAGGCUGUUUCUGUGUACAGUGUCUGGCUGUUUGACGAACGGACAGAUAUACGCGUCGGUUUCAGGAGAGGACCUUGUGGCCAUAAAUGCUCGAGAUGUGGCAGGCAUACAGAUGCUGCAGAGGGAAAAUAUCGAGGUGAUCCUCAUGUCCAGUGUAAAUGUGCCGCUGUCCAGGAGUCUGCUGGAGAAGGUCGCCCAGCAUGCCGGCUGUGGCCUCUGGUUUGGAAAGCAGCUGAAUGGGCUCGAGGUGGAGUGGCUGAUGAAAGAAAAGAAGCUGCAUUGGGAUGAAGUGGCCUUCAUGGGUUCAGAGCCUGAAGACAGAGAGAUCCUGUCUCAGGUGGGGCUGAAUGGCGUCCCGUGUGGCUCACCUGUGGCGGAUCUCAUUGCGGCGAAAUACAUGUGUCAGAAACCCGCCGGACACGGAGCAGUUCGUGAGUUUGCCGAGUACAUACUGAUGCUGAAGAAAAAGAGCUUGUUGGAGGUGUACCAGGAUCGCAUAGACAGGGCCAAUUUCUAGAUUCCAGUUUCUAUUUUAAAUGUCAUCUAAACAAUCAUUUUGAGUUGCUGUGAUAACGAAACUGAAGUUAA